Paramuricea clavata is the source of this 576-nucleotide messenger RNA. The record is from the annotation of a GenBank genome assembly. Lineage: Eukaryota; Metazoa; Cnidaria; Anthozoa; Malacalcyonacea; Plexauridae.
AUGGCAGGAAUAUGGAAGUCACCGGGAGGAGGUGCUAAGCAUUUCAUAGCUGGCCAAGAUUCUGAAUUUGUUCUUAAAUGGCAAAAGUCAAAAAAGUUGGUAAUCGAAAAGGACAACACAGAUGAGUAUUUAUCAAAAUAUCUUAAAGCUAACGCAUGUGUCACGUCGAUCGUAGCUAUGAAUGGCUGCGAGAAUGAGUUUGUGUCGACCAGCAGCAAUGGCGAAGGCGUCCAUGCGGUUAAUUUUACCUUGCCCACUGAAACUAAUAUAAAUGAUGACCCAUCCUUAGUGCACUUAACGGAAGCAGUAGAAGCUGGAUUUAGUCUAGCAGACACUAAAAUUAGAAAUAUUGAAGAGAAACUCAAUGUUAAAAUAAGUGAUGUUCUUGACGAUCUGAACGAACUAAAGGCCCGGUCUGAGCCUGUCUCCGAGCAAUUAGUCAAUGUAUUGCUUAAAGAGAAUACUAAACUUAAGAAAGAUAACGAUGUGCUAUCUGGGAGACUCAAUAAUUUGUUGCUGUUAUAUCGGAUCUUAACACCCGUAUUAAGGACAUUGAAAACGAGAAAUUUAGUUUGA